AUGGCAAGUGGCUACUUCCAUAUACUUUACUCUCGUGGAAGUGAAAUAUUCUUCCGAGAGAUCGAAGCGAGCACAGACAUAUUCUUCCCAGGGAAACAAGCACAAUGUCGAGUAUCGAAUCGCCAGCCGGUCGCUGGUCUCCAUAGAGCCCGUCCUUUUAGUUACUCCAUCCACCAGACUACCGAAGGCGACAGCGAAGAUCGUAAUCACAGGGAUACGUUUCAGAGAUACGCAACCGAGAAAUAUUUCGAAAGAUUUGAGUUCUUCAGACUGAUUCUGCCGGCAAUAUUUCAUCGCUCAGCAACUCAGCGCGGCAUUACCCCACCACAAGCCCGUAAUCAGUUGCAAACUUAG
Morchella importuna is the source of this 354-nucleotide messenger RNA. RefSeq lists its product as uncharacterized. The transcript is spliced from 4 exons. Bases 1 to 354 code for a protein of 117 amino acids. The record is from RefSeq and is a predicted model, not a curated record. Lineage: Eukaryota; Fungi; Ascomycota; Pezizomycetes; Pezizales; Morchellaceae.